AUGUCUCUCCCUACCUACGAAUCUACUGUCAAGGGACCGAACAAGCUCACGUUUGUGGCUCCGUAUCUCGGCCGGUCCUCGUUGUUAGCUGCGUCUCUUGUCUGCAAAGAGUGGUACUCGAUCUUCGCUGCCCAGCUUUGGAGCGAUCCUAUCAAGCUGGCUGCUGACACACGCAAUCCGUUUGCCAAUACCUAUCUUUUCUUCACCAACUCGAGUGCCUUUCCCGUAUUUCCUCGUAAAUGUGUUCUCACUCUGGACUUUCGACCACUCAAAGCGUUGGAGAGGCGUUUCCCACAAGACCAUGCCAAUUUCAGCCAAGUCACGACUCCUAAAUACAUAUUCAGAUGCGUCCCAUUCUUCGAGAACGUCCGAUUCCUUAUCAUCGACAACACGGGAAGAUUCGACUACGAUACCCAGCAACCCGUUGAAACCAUAGAGUCCGAUGAAAACAACAAGCUCCUGCUGUUUUCGUCCGCCUGCAUCCCACAGUUGGACUACAAGCUUUUCGUCUCAACACCUAUUCUCUACAAUGUGAUGUACCUGGAUCUCUCGAACACCUCGAAUACGCAGGCAUGGAACUCGCUGCUUUCGUUCCACUCCCUUAAUAAUCUUCGGAUCCUCAAGCUGUGUGGGCUUCGGCUCACAGACCAAAGUUUCCCAUUUGACGCCCUCCACACCUCGUUACGUCUGUGGAGUCUAGAUCUCCGACUAAACUCAUUGACGGAUCAGACGAUUGACUUCCUGCUAGAGAAGUGUUUCGCUCCGAUGGCUCCUGUCCCAGCAAUUGCGCCUGAUUCCGACGAAAUCCUAUACGAGGACCCCCCAACAUAUGACUUACGGGAUGAAACAGAUCCCACUUAUCCCUCCUACAACCUCUCCGUCCCCGUCCGCCCCGACAAAACGGACUCUUUCAUCUCAUACAUGAAACGACACGCCGACUUCAGCAGCCCUUCAUCGCUCGUCCUCCCAGAGAGGGACCCGUUGAGAAAGAGCACGGGGCUGACACACCUCUACCUCUCAUCCAACCGCUUCACAUCAAAGGGGAUCCACAAACUCCUCUCCUCCACCAACCGCCUGCAAGUCCUUGAUGUAGGCACGGUCAAGUCAAAUCCAAACGUCGAUUACCAACUCCCGCACACCACUUCUUUUGCGCAGCCCAACACGGCCCCUCUCCUCGAUCGCCAAACAGGAGACCGCAUCGAGGACCUUCGCAUCCACCACUCGGUCGUCAGUUGCAUUCCGACUAUCGCCCAAGGUCGCCUCGAGAUGGGCUACACACCUCAGCAUCUACACAAAGCAGAGAAAUUCGGGGAUCUCGAAUUCCAAUCCGCUGCAUUCAGCCCUUUAUCCAACUACCGUCUCUCGUCUCUUACUUUGACCGACAUCCCGCUCAGGUCCACCGGUCCCACGAUUAGCCGUCUUAUCACAUUCCUCCGUCUCUGCGCCAAGCAAGAAGCCACCCUCCUCUCGGCGUCUACAUCCGGGCCCCGCAAAACCCGCCAUAGCCCGCGUCUCCUUCCCGGUCUGAGAAAACUACGAUUGGAAUUCAUACACGGGAGAUCAGGGAUGGAUGAAGUUGGGCCCAGUGUGUCGGGAGAUCAGGAUGCGGAUGAGUUCCAGGCGCAAAGCCAAGGCGACUUUUCGUUCUUCGCGGAUGAGAAGAUGCAAACGAGUCCGAUUAGUCGGCGGAGCAGCAUCUGGGGGACAGGGAGCGGGAAGAGUUCUUUGGCGGAGGUGGUGGAGACGAAGGAUGUUUGUGAAGAACUUAAGAUAUUUAGACAGAGGGAGCAGCCGAAGUGGGGUGGAAGUUUGGAGUUAGUUGUUCCUAGCAGACGCUAGGUAAUGAGGAUGCAGUUCCCAUGUUCUAGAGAUGGAGUGGCACUUUGCAGGUUGCUGUUCCUGCUAGACGCUGAUCAGGAAGA
This is a messenger RNA of Hyaloscypha bicolor E, 1922 nucleotides long. RefSeq lists its product as uncharacterized. The record is from RefSeq and is a predicted model, not a curated record. The transcript has 2 exons. The coding region runs from base 1 to 1839 and encodes 612 amino acids. NCBI's taxonomy places the organism in Eukaryota, Fungi, Ascomycota, Leotiomycetes, Helotiales, Hyaloscyphaceae.